AACUGAACGAACAGGGGUUUCAUUUCUUACUUGAAGAAAGAGGAGUUAGAGAAAUCGCCGAUCAUCUCCGUUGCUGCUGAUCGUGAAUCAAUCGCCGGAGAUCUGAAUUUUCAAGGCCGGAGACCGUAGAGAGUCAACAUUCCAGGUUCUACUCACAGAGCUUAGGGAAAUGGGGGAAAUGGAGUACGAAGUGAACGAAGCAGAAAUUGUGCUGCCUUCUCACCUCAGCUUCAAGAAGAUUCAGAUGAGUGAGAAGUAUCCGAAAGGUCAAGCGAGGAACAGACACUGGAAAAAUCUCAAGCAGAUCAUCAGAGAUGAUAGUGUCCGAAAUCAGCAUCCCGAUGAACCUAAUUAUGUGAAUAUAGCGACACCACCAUCUAUGCACCCGGCCAAGAGAAUCUGUGAUAUCACUGGUUACGAGGCUCCUUAUUAUGAUCCGAGAACAAACCUUAGAUAUGCGAACACAGAGGUGUUCAAGCAGAUAAGAUCGCUUCCUAAUGAGUAUGUUCAGCGUUAUCUAGCUCUCAGAAACGCUGCAGUGGUUCUCAAGUAAACCUUUUCUAACCGAGCUUUAUGAACUAUGCUUACGAUGAAAAUGAUCUUUUAUGAUUAUGGUAAAUCAUCUUUUAGAAACAUUAAUGCCAAUAUUGAAGGAAGCUAUGUGUUUUAUUGAAAACAAAUUAAUUUUACAUUUAAGUAUCA
Impatiens glandulifera is the source of this 702-nucleotide messenger RNA. Its product is annotated as chromatin-remodeling complex subunit ies6-like. Gene Ontology annotation, biological process: chromatin remodeling. The coding region runs from base 170 to 553 and encodes 127 amino acids. The record is from RefSeq and is a predicted model, not a curated record. Lineage: Eukaryota; Viridiplantae; Streptophyta; Magnoliopsida; Ericales; Balsaminaceae. Gene Ontology annotation, cellular component: Ino80 complex. The transcript is spliced from 4 exons.